Molecule: messenger RNA, 623 nt
Organism: Contarinia nasturtii (swede midge)
Lineage: Eukaryota; Metazoa; Arthropoda; Insecta; Diptera; Cecidomyiidae
Product: huntingtin-interacting protein K
Exons: 3
Coding region: 186-539 (117 amino acids)
Biological process (GO): negative regulation of apoptotic process; protein stabilization
Source: RefSeq, a predicted model, not a curated record
AAUUAUUUUUCAUUGAAAACUUGCGCAAUUUACCACCAUAAUUAACUCAGUCAACGUUUUAUUGUUACGGUGGCUUAAGUAAUCGUCGAGUACAAAUAGAUUGACAGAUAGAAAGCAACACUUAGUUUAGUUAUUGUUUCGCAUUGAGAAUCAUUAGUCAAUAGUUUAUAAAUCAUUUAAACAUAAUGGAAGAAAAAAUCUCGCAGAACGGCACCGAUGAUGCUCAAGAUAAAAAAUCGAAAAAGGUGGCCAAACACGAUGGUGGUGUGGCCGAUUUGGAACGCGUUACAGAUUAUGCCGAAGAAAAGGAACUCUCUUCCGCAGAUAUAUCAAAUGCAAUAAAUAUUUUCGGUGAUAAACGAAAUAAAGAGGCUGCCGAAAAAUUGGCCAAAGAACAAGAAUUACAGAAAAUUCACGUGAAAAAAGAAGACAUUGAAGUGAUUGUAAACGAACUGCUCAUCUCACGUCAACAAGCCGAAAAAGUACUGCGAGAGCACAGAGGAGAUGUGGUCAAUGCACUUAUCGCGCUAACUAAUUAAAAUCCAUUUUGUAAUUUACAUUCUGAUUGUCUACCUAUAUCGAAUAAAACACAACACAAUUUAGACUAAAUCAAUAAAAAUAAA